Ruditapes philippinarum (Manila clam) is the source of this 959-nucleotide messenger RNA. Its product is annotated as 1-acyl-sn-glycerol-3-phosphate acyltransferase alpha-like. The coding region runs from base 52 to 888 and encodes 278 amino acids. Gene Ontology annotation, biological process: phosphatidic acid biosynthetic process. Gene Ontology annotation, molecular function: 1-acylglycerol-3-phosphate O-acyltransferase activity. The transcript has 6 exons. Gene Ontology annotation, cellular component: endoplasmic reticulum; membrane. Lineage: Eukaryota; Metazoa; Mollusca; Bivalvia; Venerida; Veneridae. The record is from RefSeq and is a predicted model, not a curated record.
UUAAUAUUAAGAAGCGUCCGUUUACCCAGAUGAAAAAGGACUUUGGCCAACAUGGCUCUUGAAUUAUUUCACUGGUUUAUUAUAGGUUUUCUCCUUGUUUUGCCGAUUUUAUACGAAUUGAGCGGAACUUUUAGAUACCACGCUAAAUUUGCGUUGUACUAUGCAUGUAUUUUCGGGAUAGCGACGGUGGUAUGCACCUAUGCCUGGCUUCGACCUGGUGAUGUCAACAACCAUUGGUUCAUUUUAUGGGCGAUGAAUCAUGUGAAGAAUUUAUUUGGUAUAGAGGUGGAGAUUAGGGGAGAAGAAAACCUGAAGUCGGAGAAACCAUUUAUACUAGUUAUCAAUCACCAGAGCUCCCUUGAUUGUAUUGGUAUGACACAGAUUUGGCCCAAAAGAUGCUGCUGCUUAGUAAAGAAUGAGCUAAAAUACGCAGGGCCGUUUGGACUAGCUGCUCUAUUAUGUGGAACCGUGUUUAUAAAUCGUUUGAACAAGGAAAAAGCUCUGGACACUAUGAAUAAAACUGUUGGUGAUAUUUUAGAGAGAAAUAUAAAAUUACUGGUAUUUCCGGAAGGUACAAGAAAUCACGAUGGAAGUAUGAUGCCAUUUAAGAAAGGGGCUUUUCAUAUAGCUGUUCAGGCUCAGAUUCCAAUUGUGCCCGUUGUAUUCUCUUCAUUUUCUGAGUUCUACAAUAAAAAGGACAAAAAAUUUACUACAGGGAAAUUUAUAAUCACAUGUAUGCCGAGUAUUAGCACACGUGGAAUGACUUCAAACGAUGUUACAGAUCUCUCGGAGAAUGUACGGAAACAAAUGCUGGAGACGUUCAAUCAGACCUCAUUCGAAGCAACACAAAAUAAACUAGCCAGUAAAAUAACCAAUGGCACGAAAUAGUUUUCCGCGGCUUACAUAUGUGUUCUGCGGCUUAUAUACAAUAAAUAUAGAUAUAAAUUUAUAUCUAAUCA